This is a messenger RNA of Protomyces lactucae-debilis, 981 nucleotides long. Its product is annotated as GATA zinc finger-domain-containing protein. The record is from RefSeq and is a predicted model, not a curated record. Lineage: Eukaryota; Fungi; Ascomycota; Taphrinomycetes; Taphrinales; Protomycetaceae. The transcript has 2 exons. Gene Ontology annotation, biological process: regulation of DNA-templated transcription. Gene Ontology annotation, molecular function: protein binding; zinc ion binding; sequence-specific DNA binding. Bases 1 to 981 code for a protein of 326 amino acids.
AUGACCGUCGAUGUCACGCGUCGUCGGCAGUGGUCUCAAACCAUGCUCGAUGUCCUGCAAGACCUCUCCCUCGUUCUUUCACCCGACGGCCUCAUUGUAUGGGCCCCUCGCACCGCCAAAGCACUCCUCGGCUAUGAACCAGAGAAACUCGUCAACGAAAGCAUGGCCGAUCUCAUUCGACCUGACGAAGUAGCGCAUUUCGUCCAUCACCUACAGGAAUCGAUCGAUCAACAAACGGACUUUUAUCACUACUACCAUAUCCGCAAAGCAGACGGUGACUAUAGCUGUCUCGAAGUCUCUGGCAGGCCGCAUUAUGAAGAAGUCAGGGAUCCCGUGUCGGGCGGUAGGAUGCAUGCGUCGCGUUGCUUCUUCCUAAGUGCACGACCACACCCAUCGCGCGCAGCACACGCACUCGAUACGUUCUUUGAUAUCAAGAAGGAGAAUGAGAUGUUGCGACAAAAGCUGAUGGAUCUCGGUGUGAGGCAGGAGGAGUUGUCGGAGAUGGGCGUCCUUGUCACCGUUUCUUCGCAAUUACAAACAGAAGAUGCACGAACAGUCUUUCCUCGAUCAGGUGAGAAGCAAGCGCGUGUAGCGACACCUGCUACUAUACAGACAACCACACAGCAACAGCAGCAGCAGCAGCAGCAGCAGCAGCAGCAGCAGCAGCAGCAGCAGCAUUCACCCGAUCACGCACAUCCCAAGUCUCCCAAGAAAUUGAAAAAGGUUCGUGCCGAAGGACCUGAGUAUGUAUGUACGGAUUGUGGAACGACGGAUUCUCCUGAAUGGCGACGUGGACCACGUGGUGCCAAGACGCUGUGCAAUGCGUGUGGUUUACGUUUUGCGAAAUUGCAGAAGAAGGCAGGUAGUGGUGGUGCUGCUAAUGCUGGGCAGAGUACGGUUCAGCAGAUGGGCAUGCAGCCUAGUACAGAGACGCGUGGACAUACAAGGCGUUCCUCUGCGUCAACCAUUGGCAGCAGGUGA